ACCCCAUUGGUGAGAAGGGUCAACUUAUUAAAGUAGCUGCCACACUCAUCUGGAACAGGAGGUGGGGAGCUGAGCGGAGCAGAAGCCUGGACUCCCACUAGUGAAACCAUAGUUGCAGCCAUGGCUGGGAAGCCUGUGCUUUACUACUACAAUGCCCGGGGCAAAAUGGAGUGCAUCAGGUGGCUCCUGGCUGCAGCAGGGGUGGAGUUUGAAGAGAAGUUUAUGGAAACUUCAGAAGAUCUGGAAAAGUUAAUAAAAGAUGGGAGGUUGAUGUUUCAACAACUGCCCAUGGUGGAGAUUGACGGGAUGACGCUGGUACAGAGCAGAGCCAUUCUCAACUACAUCGCUACCAAAUACGACCUCUACGGGAAGGAUGCGAAGGAGAGAGCCUUGAUUGACAUGUAUACAGAGGGUAUUAUAGAUCUGACUGACAUGAUGCUGAGAGUGGUAACAUGUUUCCCAGACCAAAGAGAAGCCAAGAUUUCCUUGGCAAAAGACAAAGCCAAAAGUCGGUACCUGCCUGCCUAUGAACAAGUAUUGAAGAGCCACAGACAAGACUACCUUGUUGGUAACAGGCUGACCAGGGUGGACAUUCACCUGCUGGAAGUUCUUCUCUAUGUUGAAGAGCUUGACUCCAGCCUUCUGGCCCCUUUCCCCCUGCUGAAGGCCCUGAAGAGCAGAAUCAGCAGCCUGCCCAAUGUGAAGAAGUUCCUCCAGCCUGGCAGCCAGAGAAAGCCUCCCUAUGAUGAGAAAAUAAUUGAAAAGGCAAAGAAGAUUUUCAAGUUUCAGCCAAGCUGAGUAGACAGAGGCCACAGACACCAGUCUGUGAUGUUUUGCAAAAAUGAGAAGCAAGUGUGGUUCCUGGCUAUUGUGAGAUAAUAAGGAUGAACAAAUGCUA
Molecule: messenger RNA, 898 nt
Organism: Myodes glareolus (Bank vole)
Lineage: Eukaryota; Metazoa; Chordata; Mammalia; Rodentia; Cricetidae
Source: RefSeq, a predicted model, not a curated record